Molecule: messenger RNA, 426 nt
Organism: Closterium sp. NIES-65
Lineage: Eukaryota; Viridiplantae; Streptophyta; Zygnematophyceae; Desmidiales; Closteriaceae
Source: the annotation of a GenBank genome assembly
AUGGAGGCGGCGCGCGACCUGAUCAACGGCAUGAAGCGCCGCCACAACAUCUCCGCCGUCUUCAUCGCCGCCGACGUGCCGUUUGACGGCAAGGCAGGCAGCGUGGUGCGGUCGGACUCGUGGAACGAGACCACGUGGAAGUUCCAAGGGGCGGAGAAAGAGAGGGCGCUGCAGGCCCCGCGGGAGAAGCUGCGGUGGCUGAGGGAGCAGGUGGCGGGCACAGUGAUGGUGGACGAGCUCAUGCCCGCCGUCAACAAGUACGACCCCGGUCAGUGCACGUUGCCUGAGUGGGUGCCUUCUUGGGUGGCUGUUCAGUUGCUCCUAUUUGCCAUGCCAACCCUCGCCCUUUCUUACACGCCUCUUCUUCUAUUGCGUUCUACCACUCACUUUCAUCCCCUCAUUCUUUCAACCCUCGCACAGGCAUAG